CUGUAACCGCAGGGCUCCUUCCCUAGUGGUCUAUGUCCCUUGUCCGGAGUCAUGGAGACGUUGCGGCCACCACGGCGCCGCCUCUGUCCGAAGAAGGGGAAGUGACCUCCGGCCUCCAAGCUCUGGCUGUGGGGGAUCCCGGAGGCUCCUCGGCUUCGGCCAAUCAAGCCGAGGAAGAGGGGGAGGGAGGCCGGGAGGAGGCCGAGCGGGAGGGGUCUGGCGCCGAGGAGGUGCUGGGAGAAGCCCCCAGCGCUGGGGGGAAAGAGCGUGCCGAGGGAGAAUCCGAGGACUGGUACGUGCCCUGCAGCGAUGAGGAGGUGGAGCUGCCCGCCGACGGGCAGUCCUGGAUGCCGCCCCCCUCCGAAAUCCAGAGGCUCUAUGAAUUGCUGGCUGCCCAAGGUACCCUGGAGCUUCAGGCCGAGAUCCUGCCCCGCCGGCCACCCACGCCCGAGGCCCCGAGUGAAGAGGAGAGAUCCGACGAGGAGCCGGAGGCCAAAGAAGAGGAAGAGGAAAAACCCCACAUACCCACAGAAUUUGACUUCGAUGAUGAGCCGAUGACACCAAAGGACUCCCUGAUUGACCGGAGACGCACCCCAGGAAUCUCAGCCCGGAGCCAGAAACGGGAGGCCCGCCUGGACAAGGUCCUCUCAGACAUGAAGCGACAUAAGAAGCUGGAGGAACAGAUCCUUCGAACGGGCAGGGACCUCUUCAGCCUGGACUCAGAGGACCCCAGCCCCGCAAGCCCCCAACUCCGGCCCUCGGGGAGUAGUCUCUUUCCUCGGCAGCGGAAAUACUGACAGUACUGACUGCGGCUGCCUUAGGGUGCAGUAGGUGGGCCUGCCGGGCCCUGGGCUCCUUCCCUAACCCAGGGUGCUGGGAAGCUUGGGAAGAGGAGAGAAGCUCCAAACUCCCACCAUAGCGCCUUGCCAGAAAGAGGGCACGCAUCUGCGUGUGUGUGUGUGUGUGUGUGUAUGUGUGUGUGUUUCCUGUUGAACAUGUGUUUGGAGACCUGGGAUGAAUUUUCUGAAUCUAAAAUAAAAACUACAAAGUUAUCUUCCCUGA
Messenger RNA from Rhinolophus ferrumequinum (greater horseshoe bat), 1062 nucleotides. RefSeq names its product PAXIP1 associated glutamate rich protein 1 (gene PAGR1). The record is from RefSeq and is a predicted model, not a curated record. The coding region runs from base 33 to 797 and encodes 254 amino acids. The transcript has 3 exons. NCBI's taxonomy places the organism in Eukaryota, Metazoa, Chordata, Mammalia, Chiroptera, Rhinolophidae.